Messenger RNA from Colletotrichum aenigma, 1332 nucleotides. Its product is annotated as Vegetative incompatibility protein HET-E-1. The record is from RefSeq and is a predicted model, not a curated record. The coding region runs from base 1 to 1332 and encodes 443 amino acids. Lineage: Eukaryota; Fungi; Ascomycota; Sordariomycetes; Glomerellales; Glomerellaceae. The transcript has 2 exons.
AUGUUUUCUUGGUAUCAGACUGCUGGCCGUUGCUAUGCUAAUCUUGCCGAUGUGCCCGACACGUCAGCUUCGACGUUCGACAACGGCUUCCGACGAAGCCGGUGGCACACCAGAGGAUGGACAUUGCAGGAGCUCUUAGCUCCCCAAGACCUAGUCUUCUACAGUCAAAGCUGGACCAAGCUAGGAGAGGAAGCCUCUAUGACUAGCAUGAUCGAAGAGACCACUGGCAUUCCUGCUCGAUUCCUCGGCGGUUUCCGGGAUGCAAGCGUUGCCCAGCGCAUGUCCUGGGCUACCCAGAGAGUGACAACGAGAGGAGAAGACAUGGCCUACUGCCUUUUCGGUAUUUUCAACGUCAGUCUGCCGAUCAUAGACCUCUCACUGGCCGAAGACAUCAGAAAGUUUGAUCGUAGGUACGGAUACAGCAUUGAAGUACCAGCCUCCAGCAAAUUGGCCGUGUUCGAUGUUUACCCGAAGGAUCGGUGGGACACGCGCAAGAGAUUCGGCAUCACUGGCGUUGACUUCCUACGCGACACUAAACAGCUUUCAUGGAUCAGACUCCGGCACAAUGAGGAGCAAAGUCCGGACUUUGUCGUCAUGUUGGAAUUGGAAAUCAGCUCGUCGCAACCGCAGCUAACAUGCCAUCUCAUGGUGGCCUCCAGAUCCAUGGAACCGGACACCCUUGCGCGUGAGAUCCCCGCUCUUCCCUCCCUCUCGCGGUUCACUGGAACAGAAAGAGCUAGCAAUGGCUGGUGCAAUUUGACAGUUCAGCAAACAACCAAACGUCAAGGCGGCUAUGUCGUCUACGAAAUAUCGUUUGCUGAGUUGGAGAGACGACAAAUCGACUAUCUGGACAUUACUAGCGAGAUUGAGUUGGUCGCGUGUGAUCGUCGGCUUCAAUUUCUAUUUGAAGAGGAUAUUCAACUAGGUCCAAAGGUCAACAGAGCAGCACAUUCAGUUCUGGAAAAACAGGCGGACAUUAAGUACAAGGAAAUUCGACUUUCAUCAAUGAAGAAAGAGCUCGAGCGCUUGCCAUUAGAAAUGGCUGAAUCAGAGAGAUUCCUGAAAUCCCUCACCAACCAAGAUGAAAGAAUUCAAGAGAAAAAGAACGGGAUACUUCAGUCAAUAUCCUCCCUCAGCGAACGUUUACCAAUGGGUGUGGGAGUACAGAGGUUGAUGCAAUGGCACAAUUCAGUCGCCCAAAGCCUCUCCCGCACUUUGCCAGCUCAAGAUGCAGAUAUAGAGUCAAUUCUCGACGAGAAGAUCAGGUUGUUCAUGAGGGCUAUUGCCAUAGGCCAUCUAGGAGCGAUGGAAUAUCUUUCUGGUCAACUGUAG